Molecule: messenger RNA, 1846 nt
Organism: Scomber scombrus (Atlantic mackerel)
Lineage: Eukaryota; Metazoa; Chordata; Actinopteri; Scombriformes; Scombridae
Product: craniofacial development protein 2-like
Exons: 2
Coding region: 462-1232 (256 amino acids)
Molecular function (GO): catalytic activity
Source: RefSeq, a predicted model, not a curated record
CACCGGGGCCCCCCCCUGGAGCCAGGCCUGGGGAGGGGGCUCGAUGGCGAGCGCCUGGUGGCCGGGCCUGCACCCAUGGGGCCCGGCCGGGCACAGCCCGAAGAGGCAACGUGGGACCCCCUUCCCGUGGGCUCACCACCCGUAGGAGGGGCCAAAGGGGUCGGGUGCAGUGUGAGCUGGGCAGCAGCCGAAGGCGGGGACCUUGGCGGUCCGAUCCUCGGCUGCAGAAGCUAGCUCUAGGGACGUGGAAUGUCACCUCUCUGGCGGGGAAGGAGCCUGAGCUGGUGCGCGAGGUUGAGAAGUUCCAACUAGACAUAGUCGGCCUCACCUCGACGCAUAGCAAGGGCUCUGGAACCAGUCUUCUCGAGAGGGGUUGGACUCUCGUCCACUCUGGAGUUGCCAUUGGUGAAAGGCGCCGGGCAGGGGUGGCAAUACUUAUUGCCCCUCGGCUUGGCGCCUGUAUGUUGGAGUUUACCCCAGUGGAUGAAAGGGUAGCCUCCCUCCGCCUACGGGUGGGGGGACGGAUCCUGACUGUUGUUUGUGCCUAUGGCCCAAACAGCAGUUCAGAGUAUCCACCCUUUCUGGAGGGGGUGCUGGAAAGUGCUCCCUCUGGGGAUUCCAUCAUUCUGCUGGGGGACUUCAACGCUCACGUUGGCAGCGACAGUGAGACCUGGAAGGGUGUGAUUGGGAGGAACGGCCCCCCCAAUCUGAACCCGAGCGGUGUUUUGUUAUUGGACUUCUGUGCUCGUCACAGAUUGUCCAUAACAAACACCAUGUUCAAGCAUAAGGGUGUCCAUAUGUGCACUUGGCACCAGGACACCCUAGGCCGCAGUUCGAUGAUUGACUUUGUAGUCGUGUCGUCGGACUUGCGGCCGCAUGUCUUGGACACUCGGGCAAAGAGAGGGGCGGAGCUGUCAACUGAUCACCACCUGGUGGUGAGUUGGCUCCGAUGGUGGGGGAGGAUGCCGGUCAGACCUGGCAGACCUAAACGCAUUGUGAGGGUCUGCUGGGAACGUCUGGCAGAGUCUCCUGCCAGAGAGAGCUUCAAUUCCCACCUCCUGGAGAACUUUGACCAUGUACCGGGGGAGGCGAGGGACAUUGAGUCCGAGUGGCGGUCCCUCUUUUUAAGAAGGGGGACCGGAGGGUGUGUUCCAACUAUAGGGAGAUCACACUCCUCAGCCUCCCUGGUAAGGUCUAUUCGGGGGUACUGGAGAGGAGGGUCCGUCGGAUAGUCGAACCUCGGAUUCAGGAGGAGCAAUGUGGUUUUCGUCCGGGUCGUGGAACUGUGGACCAGCUCUACACCCUCUGCAGGAUCCUUGAGGGUGCAUGGGAGUUUGCCCAACCAGUCCACAUGUGCUUUGUGGACUUGGAAAAGGCAUUCGACCGUGUCCCUCGGGGGGUCCUGUGGGGGGUUCUCCGGGAGUACGGGGUAUCGGACCCCCUGAUACAGGCCGUCCGUUCCCUGUACAACCGGUGUCAGAGCUUGGUCCGCAUAGCUGGUAGUAAGUCGGACUCGUUUCCGGUGGGGGUUGGACUCCGCCAGGGCUGCCCUUUGUCACCGAUCCUGUUCAUAAUUUUUAUGGACAGGAUUUCUAGGCGCAGCCAGGGCGUUGAGGGGUUCCGGUUUGGUGACCUCAGGAUUGGGUCACUGCUUUUUGCAGAUGAUGUGGUCCUGUUGGCUUCAUCAGACCGUGACCUCCAACUCUCACUGGAUCGGUUCGCCGCCGAGUGUGAAGCGGCCGGGAUGAGAAUCAGCACCUCCAAAUCCGAGUCCAUGGUCCUCAGCCGGAAAAGGGUGGAGUGCACCCUUCGGGUCGGGGAUGAGAUCCUGUCCCAAGUGGAGGAG